This is a messenger RNA of Zootermopsis nevadensis, 2388 nucleotides long. RefSeq names its product lipase member H. NCBI's taxonomy places the organism in Eukaryota, Metazoa, Arthropoda, Insecta, Blattodea, Termopsidae. Gene Ontology annotation, biological process: lipid catabolic process. The record is from RefSeq and is a predicted model, not a curated record. Gene Ontology annotation, molecular function: lipase activity; serine hydrolase activity.
AAGGUUUACGUCACUUAAAAAUCUCAAGCAUUCUGUAAUAGAACCUUGGCUGUGGGUAAGAUGUCUAUGACGCCACGUUACGUAUACAAGCAUCUUUCUUCCAUUGGUUGUCUGUGGUGUUGACAACGCCUGCCAUCGACUGAGUAGCCUCAGAGACCUACUUGGAGCAUGAGGAUCUACGGAAUGUCGAAAUUGUUGACGACCUAAUACAUUUUGUAGGGCGCAUCACAAAGCAGACGGUCCAUAGUUCACUCCAUGUGGUCAGUCUGCGUUAUUCAUUCCAAAGUAUACGCUUCAGCUGUUACGGUGGCUUCAUAACAAAGGCACAUCACUCGUCUAUUGUUCGCAUGCCAAAAGGACCAAUUUACAGUCGUUUCGAAACUAGUAAUUCAUAACAAAUUGUGAAAUCUUUUUUUUUACUGUGUGCGUAUAUAUUAAGUUCCGUUUUUACACAGUUUCCGGUUCAAGCGCUGUAGCGGUGACAGAAGAAGACCCGCUUUUCGGUCGUCCUGCCACGGCGUGAACAUGCUGCCGCUUACUGGCAUGCUUUUGUUCAUGGCGAACGCGGCUUUGGGCGGAUCAGAGCCUCCUACCGAGGGUUUACCAAUAAUUCAGUUUAAACUCUACACGAGGAAACAUCCACAUUUCUCCCUUCACCUGGCAGAGGACGCGUCCAACUUGACAAUGACGGAUUUCAAUACGGACACCGCCACAGUAAUCAUCGUGCAUGGAUACACAGAGAGCCAUGACAGCAACACAGUGCAAGCAAUUCGUGACGCCUACUUGCAUGCGUCCGAUCUGAACGUUGUGGUGUUCAACUGGUGGAUGCUGGCGCGUGGACCACACUACGACGUAGCAGCCCGGAACACAAUGGAAGCAGGACGCAGGCUGGCCAACUUCCUGGACAGUCUGAUACGAGAAACCCAAACAACUGCUCUUCGGGGGUUGCACAUCGUGGGGUUUAGCCUGGGAGCACAAGUGGCAGGAAUUGCAGCCUCGCAGUUAAAAACUGGAUUGGUGCCCCGCAUCACUGCUCUGGAUCCAGCUAAACCAAAAUUCGAGAUCAGGACUAAUGAUGAGCGCUUGGAUGCUGGCGAUGCGGAGUUCGUCCAGGUGAUCCACACUGCAAGUGGCUUUCUGUCCUUCUUGGAGCCCGUUGGACACGCAGACUUCUACCCAAACGGCGGCAAGGCGCCCCAACCACCGUGCUCCGCCGAGGAAGCUUUAGUCUGCAGUCACCGUAUGGCGUGUACGUACUUCGCCGAGUCAGUGUACAGGCCGUUGGCAUUUCCAGCCUCUCUCUGUGACUCAUGGAACAACUUCAAGCAAGGAAAAUGCCAUGGAAACAUUAAAGUCUUCAUGGGUGCUUUCGCACCAACGAGCGCAAGAGGAAAGUUCUAUCUGAAAACCAAUUCCGAGGCGCCUUAUGGCGAAGGUCAAGGUGCCACAGCUGCUGAAGAUAUUUCCACACCCUCGCCGAACUGCAACAGUAGUUACGCGACGGAUAUAAAUAGCAAGAACUCACUGGGCUCUGAGAAUGCGCCACGGACUACCCAAUAUUUUUCCAAUGGACCAACAGAUCCAAGCAUUCAAGUUAAUAAUGACACUCACGUCUCAAAAACUGAGAGAAAAGCAGCUGCCACUAGCCCGUUUUUGUCAAUUUUUAUACUUCUGAUAGUUCUCUUCGUUAUAUUUAUUUUGGUCCUAUCCUUAAAUGUAGUGAUGGUUUACUGCAGGUGGGCAAAUGUAACUAAGCAAAAAAGAUCCUUUAAUUUAGCAAGUUUUUAGACAGCGCAGCCGUGAAGCAAACUUAAUGCGUCAUGGAUCGACCAGACUACGGAAGAGCAUUCGCCUCUAUAGUUGUAAUCCGAGGUCUGAACCUUCUUAUUGUAUUUGCUCAAUUUUAACACUAUUUAGCACAUGUUACCUGACUUUUAUACUUGCAAACAUAAUACAGAAACCCAGGAACCAUUUUGUCUUUAUCAUCAUAAGAUUCCGAAAUGGAAAUGUGUUUUGUUUUUCUAUUACUCCCGAAAAUAAAUUAUUUUAAAUGCAGCUGUCCGAGAAACUAUACAUUCCCCAACAGCAACUCGGCUCAGUGGAUUUAUUUCGUGUUGCGAAUUGCUAAUUAAUUGCAGACAUGCCACAGUAUAUUUAAAAUGGUGCUAUUUGAUAUACUGUUUUACUAAUUAAGAAAUAUAUCACUGAUGAAAUGUUAAGAUGAGACUAAAGUAUGGACUGUAGGAGAGGAUAUUUGUAGAUAUUUUGAAUGUCCUAUUAGUAGUAUAAUAAGGAUUCCACCAGUUGUGACUUGUAGAAUAAGAUGAAUAAACAUCAGCAUUACUGUAGCAGAAAAAUCGGUAAAGCAAAUAAAACUGAAAAAAUCCA